UUCAUUCUUUCAGCUCUCCACACAAGAUGAGAAGAGACCAGAGCAUCUACUGAGUGAAAUCUGCCCUUAUGGUACCAGUGCCGAGAGGAAUGUGAAGACGCAAAGUGGAGGAAGAAACAGGUUUUCCCCUUGGGGAUGCCACAGAGGCCUUUGGUGCUGAGGAUCCCACACAGCGAUGAGUUACAGAGGUCUCCCGCAUCUUCUCCUGGCUUUUGUUCUGAUUAAUGCACCAGAAGCGGCUGGCUAUGGUUUCAGAAACUGCAUCCAAUCCAUGUGGAAUCCACAGUACUUCAAGUGCAUGCAGCGCUUCCUGAAGAGUAUCUCCAGUGCUGUGGACGACCUUCCCAGCUACGCCGGCAUACUCAACGUGUCCCAUAAUUCCAUUCGCUUCUUGCCUUACAGGAGCUUCUACCACCUCCCAAAUCUGAGCGUCCUGAAGCUCAGUUAUAACAAAAUGUGGAUGAUUGAAGAUGGGGCCUUUGAGAAUCUGACAGCCCUGGAGACCCUCGACCUCUCUUGCAAUGGACUCGAAGUUCUGUCUGGAGCUGUGUUCCAGGGUCUGGCCAACCUCAGCAACCUUCUUUUGCACAACAACCACUUGCGCACAAUACAUCAGGACACAUUCAGCCCAUUGCAGCAUCUUGGGAACCUAGAGCUCCAGUUCAACGACUUGAGGAGCUUCCAAAGAAUCGCUCAGAGCAUUCAGAAUUUGACAGAGCUGCGGCGGCUGAAUCUUUGCAAUAACAAUUUCACCUCCCUCGAGUCUGAGGCGCAGCUUCCCCUCUCCCUGUCCACCCUCCUGCUGUGCAACAAUUCCCUGUACCAGGUAGAAACCAAAGGGCCAGAGUUCCUGUGGAACAUACAACAGCUGGAUCUUUCUUUUAACAAGAUCUCAAAUGUCUCUUCCUUUGCAAGAGUCAGCUUCCGGAACCUCAGUCGUCUGAAGCUGCUGGGUAACAACAUAGAUGUUUUCCAGCUCUUGAAUAUUUCUGGUCUGCAGUCUCACAGCCUGGAUUAUUCUGGGCUGCAUUUGAAUAAAUUCGCACAGUUGACCAGAUUGUGCCUGCAUCUUAGCAAAUCCAACCUUCCUAUGAAUCUAUUUCUGCAAAGCAACAACCUCAGGAACCUAAGCAGAAACACUUUCUUGACAUGCCCGCCUAUCUUGCUGCUGGAUCUUUCAAAGAAUCGCCUCAGAUCAGUAGGGUGUGUAAGGGAGAUGCUGAAUGCGACAGUACAAAAUAAGCUGAGAACAUUGGUUGUGGAGCACAACCUAUUGAACAGACUAAGGUCGUGCUCUAAAGGCUCUUUCUUAAAAGAGUUGAGGACCAUAUCUUUCCGUUUCAAUCGCAUCAUCUACGUCAGUAGUUUCGCUUUCCAGUUUGCCCCUAAUCUGAAGAUUCUCCACCUCAACAUCAACAACAUUGCUUUCUUGCAUAGACAAGCCUUGAAGGGCUUAAAGCAACUCAUAGAGUUGCGUCUGGAUAACAACCUACUAACUGAUCUCUAUGAGGGGAGCUUUGAGGAUCUGAGCAGUCUCCAGACACUCAAUCUCCGGAACAACCAUGUUUCUGUCCUCUUUCAUGGCAUCUUCAGGAACCUUGGGAACCUCUGUAUCUUAGACCUGGGGGGGAACAAUAUCCGCAGGUUGACCAGCGUGUCAUUUGAAGGACUAAAGAAUCUCUCCAAACUCUACCUGGACCGCAAUCGUAUUGAAUACAUUACCAACAGCUUCUUCCAACCGGUGGAGAAAACUCUCAAAGUGUUGGACUUAAUGAGCAACAAGAUACACUACAUCAGCAUGACACAACACAACCCAACCCCUUUCAUGAACCUGCACCUGGUCUAUGAUCUCAAGCUCCAAGCUCAGCAACCCUAUGGUCUGAAGAUCAUUCCACCCAAGUUCUUCAAGGGCCUGACUUCUUUACGUAACCUCUACCUGUCUGAAAACAAGAUUCUCUCCAUUGCACCAGAUGUGUUUGAUGACCUAGGACAGCUGGAAUACCUGAGCUUGGUUGAUAGCAGUAAUGGCAUGGGAAACCUCCCGCCAGGUAUAUUCAAGAAUCUGAGAAACUUGAAAAGUCUCAACUUGGAGAAUGCUGGCCUCCAUACCUUGACUCUAGAGGUCUUUGGAAAUCUCACUAAACUACGCAAUUUGCAACUAGGAAAGAACGAACUCCAGACAUUCAAUAGCAGUGUGAUAGAAAAGCUGCCUGCACUGAGAUACCUUGACCUACGCAAGUGUCCACUGAGUUGCACCUGUGACAACAUUUGGUUCCAGAAGUGGCUGAACAACAGCCAGGUGCAGGUGGUUUACCUGUACAACUAUACCUGCAACUCUGGGCAGCACUCCAGUUAUGUGUACAGUUUCGAUACCCACGUCUGUUUCCAAGAUAUAGGGCUGUACCUGUUCUCCAUCACCUUCCCUGUUUUGCUCCUCCACAUGCUGCUACCUGUCCUCUACCACCGUACCUAUUGGCAGCUGAAAUACCAUCUCUACAUCCUGCGUGCUUGGGUUAACAGUCACUGGAGGCGAGGCGAGGAUGAGGAUUAUCAGUUUGAUGCCUUUGUCUCCUAUAACUCGAGGGACGAGAGUUGGGUGCUGGAGCAGCUGGUGCCCAGCCUGGAGAAAGGAGAGGGACCCAUCUUUCGGCUCUGCCUCCACCACAGGGACUUUCAGCCAGGGAAGUACAUCAUAGACAACAUCAUUAAUAGCAUUCAUAACAGUCGACAUACCAUCUGCAUCAUCAGCAGGAGCUAUCUGCAAAGUGAGUGGUGCUCCAUGGAGAUCCAGCUGGCCAGCUACCGUCUCUUUGACGAGUUGAAAGAUGUCCUUAUUCCAGUUUUCAUUGAGACUAUCCCAGAGCGAGAGCUUUCUGCCUACCACCAGAUGCGGAAGGUGAUGCUGAAGAAGACAUAUAUCACAUGGCCCCCAGAGCCUGAGGCUCAGAAGCUGUUCUGGGCUAAGCUCAGGAUGGCUCUGAAGGCAGGUAACUCUGAGGAAGAGAUAAGUACUUACUGGUUUGAUAAAGAAGGCAAACCCCUCCUAAGGUCAGUUUCCAAGGUGGAGCAGUAGGACGGCGAUGGCUGGAGAUUCUAGUGGAGCCCUCAAGACCACCUCGUUUGUGGUCCGCUGUAAACGG
Varanus komodoensis (Komodo dragon) is the source of this 3140-nucleotide messenger RNA. Its product is annotated as toll-like receptor 13. Gene Ontology annotation, cellular component: membrane. Gene Ontology annotation, molecular function: protein binding; transmembrane signaling receptor activity. Gene Ontology annotation, biological process: toll-like receptor signaling pathway; immune response. The transcript is spliced from 2 exons. NCBI's taxonomy places the organism in Eukaryota, Metazoa, Chordata, Lepidosauria, Squamata, Varanidae. The record is from RefSeq and is a predicted model, not a curated record. Bases 176 to 3073 code for a protein of 965 amino acids.